AUGGGGCGUAUUCCUUGCUGCGAGAAGGACAACGUGAAAAGAGGACAGUGGACACCUGAGGAAGAUAACAAGCUCUCGUCCUACAUUGCUCAGCAUGGAACUCGCAACUGGCGUCUCAUUCCCAAGAAUGCUGGCCUCCAGAGAUGCGGAAAGAGCUGCAGACUAAGGUGGACUAAUUACCUUCGUCCUGAUCUCAAGCAUGGCCAAUUUUCGGAUUCGGAAGGGCAAACCAUUGUGAAGCUUCAUUCAGUUUUUGGUAACAGAUGGUCACUGAUAGCAGCCCAGCUGGCAGGACGCACUGACAAUGAUGUGAAAAACCACUGGAACACCAAGCUGAAAAAGAAACUGUCAGGCAUGGGUAUAGACCCUGUCACCCACAAGCCAUUUUCCCAUCUAAUGGCUGAAAUUGCUACGACGUUGGCACCCCCACAGGCAGCACACCUAGCUGAAGCAGCCCUUGGCUGUUUCAAAGAUGAGGUGCUCCACCUUCUUACUAGGAAGCCAAUUAACUUCCAGGGUCAGCAUUCGGCUGCAGCACUGGGGAAUAGCUUCACUGAUUACAUUAAUUGUAAGCCAGAAGAAAAGGAUGCAACGGUUGAGAACCUAUCUAAGGCCAUACAACAAGAACCUCAAAUGAUGCCCGCAACUGCAACUUUUGCAAUGCCAGUUUGCCCUACAAUGCCAGGGUUUCAAUUCUCUCCAGCAUCUUUCGCCAAUAAAGGGGAUGCAUCUCCAUGGGGCCAAAGUGUAUGUACUGGAAGCACAUGCACAGCCAUGGAUCAGCACUCCCAGUUACAUGAAAAACUUGAAGAGGUAAAUGGUGCUGAGUCUGAGGCUACCAAGGAAAUUAGAAAUCUAUCCAAUAUAUUCAACUCAGAUUGCGUCGUCUGGGAUCUACCAGCAGAUGAUUUAAUUAACCCUAUGGUAUAA
Cajanus cajan (pigeon pea) is the source of this 930-nucleotide messenger RNA. It is a transcript of the gene MYB80, whose product is annotated as myb domain protein 103. NCBI's taxonomy places the organism in Eukaryota, Viridiplantae, Streptophyta, Magnoliopsida, Fabales, Fabaceae. The record is from RefSeq and is a predicted model, not a curated record.